UAUAUAUAUAUAUAUAUAUAUAUAUAUAUAUAUAUAUAUAUAUAUGCCACUCUCUCUCUACAUCAGACAUAUUGGUGUUGUAUAGACUUAACAUGGCUGACUGUUAACGGGGCUGAUAUUCUGUAUUCUUUCUUCUUCUGUGUGAGGGGAAAUAGUCUGAGUGAAACUGGAAUAAGCAUCACCCAUCUCUCACACACACACACAUUCAUAUACUUACACACACUAAACAUCACACAUCCACAAAGGAAGACUGAGAGGAACUGCUGGUUCCCCACUGACUCACCACCAACACUAUUCCAUCAACAUGAAGCCAUUGUCACACCAUAGCAGCAGUGACACAGACAACCAUUAACAACAGAACAUUGGGACCAAGUCACAAUUUAUACAACAAAGGAUUUUACACAAUAAAUGUUCAUCUUCUUCAAACUGAUCAGAAAAACAAAAACAAAUUGAAAUUUGAAACUAGACUUUCUCAGCCUCAGAAUAUAACACUGUUAUGUAACAAAAUUGGUGUGGUUUACCUUUUUUUUUUUGCUAUAGAAGUCCUUCUUCAUCCAAAUGGCAAAUAUGUUUGUAGCAAUUUGCAUACUUCUCUCUUGUAUGCAUUGUAGUCUGUGCAAAGACAUUACCUUUCAUGUAAAAGAGGAAAAUGUUCCUUACUAUUUCAUAGGCGACAUUGCUACUGAAACUCUUGUCACCAAAACUCUUUUAACUGAUGAUGCCAGUCUCUUCACAUUUAAUCAACUUAAACAGAAAGGAACUCAACUAUUUAAUGUAACAAAAGAAGGAAAAUUGUACACAGCUCAAACUUUGGAUGCUGAAGUUUUGUGUCGAUAUAAUACUGAAUGUUACAAAACUGUGAAAAUUGCUAUACACAAACAUAAAACAUUUACGAAGAUAUUAAAGAUUAAAGUUGUAAUAGAAGACACCAAUGACCACCAGCCUGAGUUUCCUGAGGAAGAAAUCACACUACAUUUUAGGGAAGGAGAUGGUAAAGGUAUGAAGAAGGCCAUACCUAAUGCUGUUGAUAAAGAUGUUGGAUAUCAAAACAGACUGAUUAAUUAUAAAUUGAGAAAUAAUUCUGUGAAGUUUGUGCUGUCUGUUUCUAAAAGAGUGGAUGGAAUAUCCAGAUUAGAAAUUGUUUUGAAUGAAAAAUUAGAUAGAGAGCAAAAAGAUAUCUAUCAUAUUCAGGUAUCAGCUACAGAUGGGGGAUCUCCACCCAAACAAUGUGUCUUAGAGAUAACAAUAAUUGUAGAAGAUGAGAAUGAUAAUUUACCUCUUUUCUCUAAUGACAUCUACAAUAUUUCUAUUCAGAAUACUUAUCAAAUAUUCAAACCAAUAUUAACUCCUUCUGCAAAUGAUAAGGAUAGUGGCAAAAAUGGGAUGAUUUCUUAUUAUUUUAGUCCAAUGACUUCUGAUAUUGACAAAACAUACUUUGGCUUGAAUAAAACAACUGGAGAUAUCUCUCUAAUUGAUGAAAUUGAUAUUGAUGAAGAGAAGAUUAUGUAUACACUUUAUAUAGAAGCCAGGGAUGGAGGUAAUCCACCACUGAGUUCAAUAGCUGCUGUCCAUGUAAAUGUCAUCAAUGAACACAACAAACCCCCAAAUAUUGAUGUGAACUUUAUUUCUACACAGAAUCACAACACCGCCACCAUUCUGGAAGAUAUCAAAGUUGGUAGUUUCAUUGCUUAUGUGAUGGUCACUGACAAUGAUGUUGGACACAAUGGACAGGUGAACUGUCAUAUCAAAGACGACACAUUCAAACUACAGUCAAUGGGAUCAAAGGAAUAUAAAAUAGUUCUAAAGAAAGCAGUAGACAGAGAGACACAGGAACAUUAUCACUUUACUGUGUCGUGUGAAGAUAAAGGAUUACCUGCUCUGAAAACUGAUAAAGAUCUGUCAAUCCAAGUGUUAGAUGUGAAUGAUGUAGAACCACACUUUACGAAAGACACAUUCAAGUUCCUUACCUAUAAAUACAGUCAACCCAUUGAGGUGACAUCUUACGGAGAUAACAGACCAUCUUCUAAUUAUCCCACUGACACAUUGACCAGUCGUAAGAGUAGUGGACAGUGCUGGAGUGAGCGGUCAAGUAGACAGUAUGAAGAAAUACCAGCAAUGUCAGGACAUUACACUAUCCGAUCAGAUAUGUCAGCCAGUAAUGAAGGACAACUAUACCAAGAGAGAUAUGUAAAAAACCCUGAGAGACAGUUGCCUUCACCACCAGAUGUUAUAAAUCAGUGA
Octopus bimaculoides (California two-spot octopus) is the source of this 2241-nucleotide messenger RNA. Its product is annotated as protocadherin beta-15. NCBI's taxonomy places the organism in Eukaryota, Metazoa, Mollusca, Cephalopoda, Octopoda, Octopodidae. Gene Ontology annotation, biological process: homophilic cell-cell adhesion. Gene Ontology annotation, molecular function: calcium ion binding. The record is from RefSeq and is a predicted model, not a curated record. Gene Ontology annotation, cellular component: plasma membrane.